AUGGCUUGCCCGAGGCCCCUCAGCCAGUGUGACCCCACAUCCCUGCCCCCUGGGCCACCUGCAGGACGCCGGCCCCUGCCCCUCAGCAGACGCCGGAGAGAGAUGAGUAGCAGCAAAGAGCAGCGGUCAGCAGUGUUCGUGAUCCUCUUUGCCCUCAUCACCAUCCUCAUCCUCUACAGCUCCAACAGUGCCAAUGAGGUCUUCCAUUAUGGCUCCCUGCGAGGCCGCACCCGCAGGCCUGUCAACCUCAAGAAAUGGAGCAUCAGCGACGGCUACGUCCCAAUUCUUGGCAACAAGACGCUGCCCUCCCGGUGCCACCAGUGUGUGAUUGUCACCAGCUCUAGCCACCUGCUGGGAACCAAGCUGGGCCCUGAGAUCGAGCGAGCCGAGUGCACAAUCCGCAUGAACGACGCGCCCACCACAGGCUACUCAGCCGACGUAGGCAACAAGACCACAUUCCGUGUAGUAGCCCAUUCCAGCGUAUUCCGUGUGCUGCGGAGGCCCCAGGAAUUCGUCAACCGGACCCCCGAAACUGCGUUCAUCUUUUGGGGCCCCCCAAACAAGAUGCAGAAGCCCCAGGGCAGCCUUGUGCGUGUCAUCCAGCGGGCAGGCCUGGUGUUCCCCAACAUGGAGGCCUAUGCCGUCUCUCCCGGCCGCAUGCGCCAAUUUGACGACCUCUUCCGGGGUGAGACGGGCAAGGACAGCACCGCCCUCACCACCCGGCUCCUCCAGCGGGAAAAGGUGGACAGGAGGGGGCUGCCGCCCUUUUGUUACAGAGCGCUGACUCGGCUCCCCAGACCUCAGCAGGAUGGAAGGAGCCCGCUGCUGCCGCCCGAGCCGGUGGUCACCCUGCCACCCCUCGGGCUCCGAACAGCAGCUGCCGCCGGGCUGUGGCCUCCCCCACCUCCAGGUGGUAGCCGGCCCACGGCAGGCAGCUGA
This is a messenger RNA of Puma concolor (puma), 939 nucleotides long. The record is from RefSeq and is a predicted model, not a curated record. NCBI's taxonomy places the organism in Eukaryota, Metazoa, Chordata, Mammalia, Carnivora, Felidae.